UACAAAAUUUGAUAUUGAGUGUACAACAGCUGUCAAUUGUCGUAGGGAUUUUCGUCGAAUGUUGUUUUUGAUUGCGCUUUGCAAUCAUCACAAGCACAAAAAUUCCGACAAAAUUGCACUCGUUUUCGGUGGAUUUUCAAUUUAUCGAACGAUUUAACGAAAGAGAACGAGUGAAUUUGAUUUUAAUUUAAAUGUGAUUAAUCGGUACACAUCAAAAAUGUGGGACUCGUCAAUGUUUCUAUCGACAUUAACACCAAAAUUUUAUGUUGCCCUCACCGGAACUUCUAGUCUUAUAUCUGGCUUAAUACUCAUAUUUGAAUGGUGGUAUUUUAGGAAAUAUGGCACAUCGUUCAUCGAACAAGUGUCAUUGAAUCACAUAAGCCCUUGGUUCAAUGGCGAUACGGAUGAUGAGACAAGCACAACAAAUAAUCAACCAGUACCCGAAUGCAAAGUGUGGAGGAAUCCAUUAAAUUUAUUUCGUGGUUCUGAGUAUCAACGAUUUUAUUGGGCUGUAGCUAAAGAACCUCUUACCUAUUAUGAUAUGAAUUUGAGUGCACAAGAUCAUCAGACAUUUUUUACAUGCGAAUGUGAUGCUGGCAAAGCCGAAUAUGAACUAAUGCAAACAGCGUGGCGUGAACGAAAUCCAGUGGUUCGAAUAAAAACAGCUCGAGACGCGUUAAAAAUAAAUCCCGAGUGUGGUCCAGCGUAUAUUUUAUUAGCAGAAGAAGAAGCGGUAACGAUAGCCGAUGCGGAAAAGUAUUUACGACAUGCACUAAGAGUGGCUGAAUUAAAUUAUCGAAAAUCACAGGCGCUUCAACAUCAAGGAGCGCUAGCCGAAGCGGCCCAUCGUCGUGAUACAAACGUAUUGAUUUAUAUAAAACGACGGUUGGCAAUGUGCGCCCGAAAAUUGGGUCGUCUCAAAGAAGCCGUUAAAAUGUUUCGAGAUUUAACAAAAGAAAUACCACCAAUCAUGAAUGUACUGAAUAUCCAUGAAAAUCUUAUAGAAGCUCUUUUAGAAAUGCAAGCAUAUGCCGAUUGUCAAGCCGUAUUGGCCAAAUAUGAUGAUAUCUCGUUACCAAAAUCGGCAACCAUUUGUUAUACAGCCGCUCUGUUAAAAGCGAGAGCUGUUAGCGAUAAAUUCUCACCGGAUAUUGCAUCGAAGAAGGGUUUGAGUGCGGCUGAAAUGAGUGCGGUCGAUGCAAUUCAUCGGGCGGUUGAAUUUAAUCCACAUGUUCCUAAGUACCUUUUGGAAAUGAAAUCACUUAUUUUUCCACCAGAACAUAUACUGAAGCGUGGCGAUUCGGAGGCCGUAUCGUACGCAUUCUGUCAUUUAGCACAUUGGAAAAAUGUGGACGGAGCACUAAAUUUAUUGCAUUGCACGUGGGAGGGCACAUUUCGAAUGGUACCAAAUCCACUUCAAUCCGGACAUCUAUUUUAUCCAUAUCCAACAUGCACAGAAUGCGCUGAUCGUGAACUGUUGCCAUCAUUUCAUGAAGUAUCGGUGUAUCCGAAGAAAGAAUUACCAUUUUUCAUCAUUUUUACAGCCGGUUUAUGUUCAUUCACAGCAUUAUUGGCAUUGCUCACACAUCAAUAUCCAGAAUCAAUGGGCCAAAUGGCACAAACGUUACUUAAUUGGCUUGCCCUUCCAUUUUUUUUUCUUAAGGAGCGCUUGGAAUGUGUUUGGCCAUGCAGUUUAUUACAACAAUUAUAUCGAAUCUGAAGUUUAUUAGAAAAAAAAGGAAAAUUGUUUUUAAAACCGGCCAAUACAAAACACACUCACCGCAUUGGUAACUCAAGUGAAAUUGAAACAAACAAAUUAUAAAUAAUAAAUAAACAAAUUAAAAAUGAAAUUAAAACUAAGUUUGAAUUGAUAUUACGUACUGUAUUUCUGUAUCUCAGUAAU
Molecule: messenger RNA, 1903 nt
Organism: Contarinia nasturtii (swede midge)
Lineage: Eukaryota; Metazoa; Arthropoda; Insecta; Diptera; Cecidomyiidae
Product: protein ST7 homolog
Exons: 3
Coding region: 218-1720 (500 amino acids)
Molecular function (GO): protein binding
Source: RefSeq, a predicted model, not a curated record